Phaedon cochleariae (mustard beetle) is the source of this 1528-nucleotide messenger RNA. Lineage: Eukaryota; Metazoa; Arthropoda; Insecta; Coleoptera; Chrysomelidae. The record is from the annotation of a GenBank genome assembly.
AUGUCAGUAUCUGUCUGUGGUCUGUGCUCUGUGUCUGGUGAUCUCCCUGAUUUUUUUAAAAUAAUUUUGAUUUUUUCAGAAAUUUGAAAAUUUUAAUAUUGUAUGUGACAUUUUUUGUGAUACAUUAACGUUCGAAAUCGGUUGAGAUGGCGGCAAGAAUAAUGAGGAAGUCUCCAUUUUCGUUGGGGCAAUUAUUACAGAGAGGCCAAUCUACAAUGUCAGCAUUUGAAAUCCAACACAAAACCCCCCUCAUCAGGAAAUCAAGUCCCAUACCAGUGGCUCUAUAUGGUGGUCGCAAUGCUGUAUCUAUGUUACCUGGAGGAGGUAUUGGUCCUGAACUGAUGAAUUAUGUCAGAGAAGUAUUCAAGUACGCUGGAGCACCAGUAGAUUUUGAAGUCAUUGAUAUUGACCCUAAAAGUGAUGAGAAUGCAGGGUUAGAUUAUGCAAUUACAUCCAUCAAAAGAAAUGGAGUAGCUAUUAAGGGUAAUAUUGAAACCAAAAGUGAGAGUGCUGGUGUUUUAUCAAGAAAUGUAGCUAUAAGGAAUGAAUUGGAUUUGUAUGUCAAUAUUCUCCAUUGUAAAUCUUAUCUUGGAGUCCCUGCUAGGCAGAAGGAUAUUGAUAUUGUUAUCAUCAGACAGAAUACUGAAGGUGAAUAUGCCAUGUUGGAACAUGAGAGUGUGGAUGGUGUUGUGGAAAGUAUGAAAAUUGUUACUGAGACAAAUUCUGUAAGAGUUGCAAGAUUUGCUUUUGAAUGGGCAAAGAGGAAUGGCCGAAAGAAGAUAACUACUAUUCAUAAAGCUAACAUCAUGAAACUUUCUGAUGGCCUAUUCCUUGAUACAUCCAAAAAGAUAGCAGCAGAAUACCCAGAAAUUGAACACAAUGAUAUGAUUAUUGACAACUGCUGCAUGCAACUUGUCUCAAAACCACAUCAAUUUGACGUUAUGAUAAUGACAAAUCUAUAUGGCAGUAUCGUUUCAAAUGUCGUUUGUGGAUUGAUAGGAGGUGCAGGACUACUCUCUGGUAGAAAUUAUGGUGAUCACUAUGCUGUGUUUGAACCAGGUACCCGUAAUACAGGCACAGCUAUAUCUGGAAAGAAUAUUGCAAACCCCAUUGCAAUGUUGAGUGCUAGUAUUGAAAUGCUCAAGCAUUUGGGACACUUCCAACAUGCCAAUUUGAUUCAGAGGGCUAUUGAAAAAACCAUUUGUGAAGAUAAAAUUCACACACCAGAUUUGGGUGGUACUGCAAAGAGUACAGACGUUAUUCAGAGAAUCAUCGACCACAUUUUACAGGCAGACAUCAGACCAUGAUUACCAACAAAGUAUUAACUAACAUACUCUUAUCUCUCUUGUUAUUUAUUUUAAAUUAUUUUAUCUAUAGUUUGUAAAUAAAUACAAAUUCAGAAUUUAGAAUAACUUUAUUGCCAAUAAUCUAUAAUUCUUUGAAAAACAAAACAACCAGAACACAAACUUGAUAUUAUGUAUUCAUUUGUAUACAAAAUAAAAAACAGGAAUGUGCUCGUUUCCAGCGG